Messenger RNA from Capronia epimyces CBS 606.96, 369 nucleotides. RefSeq lists its product as uncharacterized. Bases 1 to 369 code for a protein of 122 amino acids. The transcript has a single exon. The record is from RefSeq and is a predicted model, not a curated record. NCBI's taxonomy places the organism in Eukaryota, Fungi, Ascomycota, Eurotiomycetes, Chaetothyriales, Herpotrichiellaceae.
AUGGCCGAGCUGCCUAGAUCCGAGCAGCGCCCCCAAAAACCGGUGCGCUGGCCUCGCCGCGCCUUAGCAUUUGUCUUAGCAUUUGUUAGCGAGAACAGCGAGACUUUUGCUAGUCACAGCCGCACCAGCGGCUUCAGAUCGCUGACAGAGCAGCUGAAUGCGAUAGUUCGACCAGACAAGCCAUACGAGGCCAGUCACGUUCGAUCCAAGUUCGAGAGCAUCUGGAGGAAUUCCGGGCAUAAUGCAGACGGAACGGUCGAGCCACUCUACCAGUUCGGCGUGCACUGGGCGACCCUUCCGGGCCUUGAACAAAAGGAGAAUGUUACCUUCCAAGAUGUCCGGGAUGCCAUCGAAGACUUGAGACUGUAA